This is a messenger RNA of Helianthus annuus (common sunflower), 378 nucleotides long. RefSeq lists its product as uncharacterized. The transcript is spliced from 2 exons. Lineage: Eukaryota; Viridiplantae; Streptophyta; Magnoliopsida; Asterales; Asteraceae. The record is from RefSeq and is a predicted model, not a curated record. Bases 1 to 378 code for a protein of 125 amino acids.
AUGAGUAUUCAUUUGGAAUACUCGGAUGAUAGGGGUAACUAUGAUGAUCGGGUCGAUGAUGAUGGUUGGGGGUAUGUGAACCGGGGGAAUGUCUACAACGCUAUAGGGUUCGACGACGAUGAAUUUGGCUAUCAAAAUGCUAAUUUUGUGGGGAACGACAAUUAUGGGUAUGGGAAUGUGAGGAACGACGGUUACGGAAACAACCGAAACCCACGAAACAACAAUCAAAGGAACCAGAAUGAUGGGUUCUACAACAACAACAAUAAUGAAUUGGCCCGCAUGAAGAAGAAAGAAGUGGGUGCGGUACAAUAUAGCGUUUGUGAAGAAUGUGGUGACAUCGGUCACCGGACGAGAAUUGCCAAGCCACCGCGGAUGUGA